Molecule: messenger RNA, 1546 nt
Organism: Topomyia yanbarensis
Lineage: Eukaryota; Metazoa; Arthropoda; Insecta; Diptera; Culicidae
Product: carbonic anhydrase 7-like
Exons: 3
Coding region: 469-1311 (280 amino acids)
Cellular component (GO): cytoplasm
Molecular function (GO): carbonate dehydratase activity; zinc ion binding
Source: RefSeq, a predicted model, not a curated record
UUUGCGAUGGUUUAUCAUCGUUACACUUUGAAGAUCUUUGCUGAAGCCAAUAUAAAAUCAUAGAUUUAUUUUUGAAUGAAACGCGUUGCACUUGCAAACCUUAAAAUCGUUAGCUCAAGAAAAUGUAGCUUAGAAUUUACAUAGUUUAUCACCUAUAAGUGAAGCCAAACAUAUGUAGAAUUUUCAACAAAGUUGUUCAAAAUGUAAUAAUUAACAACUUUGCUGAAGACACGAUUAUUAUUUUUUUUCACUUAUUAAAUUUGUUUCAUUGAUCGAGUUGCCCCGAAAAUGAAUUCAAAUAUAAACUAAAAGUUAGUAGAGUUGCUCAAAACAUAAACUUUUCUAAAGACAUUGAUCUUCAAGCAAAUGUUUUUCUCGGGUAUCAUUUUAAUGAAAAACAACAAAAUACCUUUUCAAAUAGGGCAGUAGAGCAGUUAGCAAGUGCAGUGUGACGCAGCUACCUCCGCUAUGAAUGCUCAACUAUCUCUAUUGAUGUAUAUCCUGAUACUGGCAGGGAUCGAUGGACAAUUUGAUUGGUUCAAUAUAUGGCUUGCGCAAAUGGACCGAUACAACGAUAUGUGCAAUGGGAUGAAGCAAAGUCCGAUACCACUGUUAUCCGCCGGAUCCUUACCACCCGCCGGAAUUCAACCAUUGGAAUUUUUGGGUUAUGAGCAGGAUCCAAUACACGUGAGUGUAAUCAACGAUGGACAUACAGUCGUUUUCAUGUUUCAAUAUCCGUACACCCAGCACAUCAUUGCCCAGGGUGGUCCUCUGCGGGGUCGUUUCCGGUUUGCCAGUCUUCACUUCCACUGGGGAGCAAGUUCGGAGCGAGGAGCCGAGCAUGUGGUUGACGGAUUUCGGUACUCUAUGGAGAUGCAUCUGGUCUUCUUCAACGAGAUGUAUGGAUCGUUUUUGGAAGCUCGUGACCAACCGAAUGGCCUAAGCGUGCUGGGAGUAUUUUUCCACAGUAUGCCCACUGGAGUCUACUACGGUUGGGUUCCAGCCCUGGGUAUGGUUCAAUAUCCGAAGACUAGCUUUGCACUGCCCGACCCGUCGGUAUUCAACAUACAGGAACUCAUCGGGUCAAUGCGGGAACCGUACUUUUCCUACCGCGGAAGUUUGACUACUCCUCCGUGUUCGGAAACGGUCACCUGGAUUGUACAGAAGAGGCCCCUGGCGAUUUCCGAGGAACAGCUAGGUUUUUUCCGCAUGCUCCAAGACGAACACGGUCAGCCCAUGGUCGACAACUACCGGGCGCUGCAGCAUGCCAACGGAAGAAUACCGAAUUUAUAUCGGCAAAGUCUAUGGUAAUAUAUGUACCAUUUAGCUUAGGAUUUUCAACGGAAGUGCAAGCAGCACGAGCCUGCAUCGUACUGUUCCUUUGAGGCCGCUAUGCCCACUUUUGGGUUAUUAGGACAAAAUAAAAAUUACAAUUGCAGAUGAGACGGGAAAUGUCACUCACUAAAACACUGCUUAAGGCCAAUUGCAGCGGGCCGUGAUUCUUAAUGUGAUAUUCAUUGUACGGUUCAGAUAUGUGCGGGCGUAG